UCUGAGGUUGACAGGAGCGGGAAGUCGGAUGGUAUUCUCUCGAUCAGUGACUCGGUCGGUGAGACGGACGUGUCCUUUGACCUCAGUCACGUCCCAUCUGUCUUUGUCUCAUCAUCUUCAAAUCCAUCAGUGACCUUAUUGUCAGGAUUGCUCACCGGGAUCUCAAGCGCCAUAGUUGUCUAUGGUUCUGUAGAUAAACCCAGGUGUAGCGAAAGAACUGAAGGUACAUCUGAGGAUUAUUUCUCCUGCAAGCAAAGCUCCGGGUUUCUGAUGUCUCCGGGCUACUUCGAUUCAUAUCCUUCCAAUCUGGACCUCUCCUGGGACAUCGCCACCAAACCAUGGACUCAGAUCAGUCUGCACUUCGUCGAACUCGAUGUCAAGUCCUUGGAAGAAGGAUGCAAUGAGGACUACGUGAUCAUCAUGGAUAUGUCAUCUCAACGUUCACUUGGGCGAUUCUGCGAUCAGAAGAAACCCUCUGGAUUAGUUGUGUCGUCAUUGAACCGAAUGGAGAUCAGGUUCCAUUCCGACAGCAUCAGAAGUGGUGACGGUUUCUUAGCUGAAUACUCGUCAUAUAUUCUUAUUCCUGAUAUGAUCAACAGUACAAGCAAUCACACAUGUUCUGAUGGAUGGGAUGUUUUCCAUGGCUCAUGUUACCGACUCUUUAUCAACUCAGAAGCAAGUACAUGGAACGAGGCAGAACUGGUAUGCCAGGAAAACCCUAAGGGUCAUCUAGUCAGCAUUCGGGAUCAAGACGAGAUGGUCUUUCUACAUUAUAUGAUCUCUUCCCAAUGGGAAGUGACAGAGACCGAGACGUAUAUAGGAAAGUAUUGGUGUACCUAAAAGUAUUGUUUCCAGUUUGCAUGUGGCACUUUAACACAUAACACACAUUAUACCCUAAAUACUAGCAUGAACUAUGUCUCGAGACCUGGUACUAUUUGGUCUCUGUUUAACAUCUUGAUCAACGCCACUGUUUGUGCUUCAUGACGAUCUUGAACAGUCAGAGAGACGGACGUGUUUUGAGGAAAAGGGAUGUCCUUCAUUUAGCAAGACAGUUCCGCAGUGAUGAAGACGUCUUACUUUUUAGCCAUGCUACUCACUCAACCGCUGCACGCAUCACUAUGAAGAAACAUGACAGAACUGAAUUAAAUAAGAAAAUCAUUUAUA
Strongylocentrotus purpuratus (purple sea urchin) is the source of this 1164-nucleotide messenger RNA. Its product is annotated as bone morphogenetic protein 1-like. The transcript is spliced from 3 exons. The coding region runs from base 271 to 840 and encodes 189 amino acids. The record is from RefSeq and is a predicted model, not a curated record. Lineage: Eukaryota; Metazoa; Echinodermata; Echinoidea; Camarodonta; Strongylocentrotidae.